UUUGAAGAAACAUUUAACAGAGGCACUCUCUAAAAUGAUGGUGCCACCUUCUUGCCCACAAACUCCUGAACCAGAACCAAGUGAUUCAUGCCUGAAAAAAAAGGCAUUCUGGGAGCAAGGUUUAGGAAAGUGCUAUUAUUUCUCCAACACAUAUUCAACCUGGGAAGACAGCAGAUGUUCUUGCCAAACUCUAGGAGGGGACCUGGUGAAGAUAGACAGCAUGGAGGAGCAGAAAUUCUUGGAGGAGAAAGUGAAAAACAAAAUGAGAAUUUAUGAGGACAGGUUCUGGAUCGGACUGACAGACUUAGAGGAAGAGAAGAAAUGGAUUUGGGUGGACGGUUCACUGCUGAACACAAGUUUGUCUUUCUGGUUUGAAGGUGAGCCAAACAAUGUUAUAACAGAAGAUCCUGCAGGAGAGCACUGUGUGAGGAUGGGAACGAAAAAAGGAGCCAAUGACCUGAAGUGCUGGUUUGAUAAAUCCUGCAACAUUCCUCAAAGAAGUAUUUGUGAGAAACCAGCACAAACUGGACAUCUACAGGAUGUGUGUGUCUGAAAUCCAGUUGAGCUCAGACUUCUCAGACUAAUCCGUUUUUAUCAGCUGCUUUGGCACAAUUAUCAAAUAAAAAUCACAAUUGUUUUUG
This is a messenger RNA of Scomber scombrus (Atlantic mackerel), 641 nucleotides long. RefSeq names its product hepatic lectin-like. Lineage: Eukaryota; Metazoa; Chordata; Actinopteri; Scombriformes; Scombridae. The record is from RefSeq and is a predicted model, not a curated record. The coding region runs from base 35 to 553 and encodes 172 amino acids. The transcript has 5 exons.